AUGGCUUCUGACUCGAUGCCUGUCAAAGCGACGGAGACUACUCCCUUGCUACCAUCCCACAAACGCGGCAUCAAGGCCGCCCUAUCGACAAGCAGUGCCCCACAGCAGGACAGUCUACCAUAUAAUGACUACCAUACCAUCGACUGGCUUCAAGACCUCGUGCAAGAUAGUCAUCGACGCGACACCUCAAGUCUCUAUUCUCGACGAGGAAUACGCUAUCGCAUCGCCAAGCUAUGGGACGCUUCUCAGGGCUGGGUCGCAGCUUUCGUCAUCGGUCUUUUCACUGCCUCCAUCGCAGCAUUCGUAGACGUCAGCGUUGAGGUUUUAGCAGAUCUCAAAGAUGGUUACUGCACCAACAACAUAUUUCUGAGUCACCGAGCUUGUUGUGCGUCAGAGACAAACUGUCAGAACUGGAAGUCGUGGACAGAAAGCUACGUGUAUGCAUACGCCAUCUAUGUCGGCCUUGCUCUGGCCUUUGGUAUCAUCGCUGGAAGCGUCACCGCGACUACGAAGACGAAUCUCACUGCCGUCGCUCCGGAGAAAGAACGAUCGUCUGCAAGCGCAAGCGGAAAGGUUAUGUACAUGGCGGCAGGAAGCGGCAUCCCUGAGAUAAAGACUGUAUUGUCCGGCUUCUGCAUCCCUCAUCUCUUCGAUCUCAAAGUCCUUAUCGUCAAAGCCAUCGGAUCAAUCUUCGCAGUCGCAACGGGCAUGUGUCUGGGAAAAGAAGGUCCGUUUGUACACAUCUCAGCUUGUGUUGGGUAUCUUGUUACCAUCUGCAUCCCCAAGUACGCGAGUAACCAACGGAAAUUGAGGGAGAUGCUCAGCAUCGCAUGUUCAGCAGGUUUAUCUGUCGCUUUCGGGGCUCCUAUUGGAGGUGUUCUGUUCAGCUACGAGGAGAUCAGCACUUACUUUCCUCGUCGAGUACUUUGGCGAAGCUGUCUAUGUUCAGUGGUGGCGGCGGCUGUUCUCAAGGCACUCAACCCUACAGGUACCGGUAAACUUGUUCUAUUUGAGACCAACUACGGCGUCAACUACGAUGCUCUUCACUAUUUUGUCUUCGUCAUUCUCGGCGUCUGCGGUGGUGUAUUUGGUGGAGUAUUCUGCAGAGCCAACUUCCUGUGGUCCAAGUCGUUCCGAAAGAUUUCGCUCAUCAAGAACAAUCCUGUCUUUGAGUUGGCCCUUGUGACGUUGAUCACUGCAGUUCUUCAGUUUCCGAAUAUGUUGAUUAGGGAAACUGGUGAUAUUGUGAUGCAGCGAUUACUUGUUGACUGCAAUCAAGUUAACGAGGACUGGGUCUGCCAGCAGGAGGCCCAAGCUACUGGCAAGGGUACCUACUACGCAUGGCUGGUCUCCGGGACAUUCGUCAAGCUAUUUCUAACGACCAUUACAUUCGGCUGCAAGGUCCCAUCUGGAAUUAUCAUCCCCGCGAUGGAUGCAGGUGCGCUCUUUGGUCGAAUGAUCGGGCAACUCAUCCCCAACAUCUCACCGGGGGUCUUCGCCAUGGUCGGGUCAGCAGCCUUCCUAGCCGGGGUCAGUAGAAUGACUGUCAGUCUAGCUGUCAUCAUGUUUGAGCUCACAGGAGAAGUCAACUUCAUUCCGCCUUUCAUGAUCGCCAUCCUCACUGCGAAGUGGGUGGCUGAUGCAAUCAGUGCCGAUGGUGUUUACGAUCUUGCUCAGCAUCUUCAAGGACAUCCCUUCUUGGAGGCUGAGGGUGCUAUCAGCAAGGUUCGAGAGUUCAGAGACGAUGAGGGCAGUGCGAUAGUAGACGCUCUUCUUCCUUCGGGAGAUGCCACGGACGACGCUAUUGUGUCUGUCGGUCCGGACUAUCGUGUCUUCACAUCAGUACUCCAACACAAGCUCUCUUAUCUUCAGAACAGCGGCCUGAGCGACUCUGGACUUGUGUUGGUUAACGACAAGGGACUCUGUCACGGUUAUAUCUCGCAUUAUAAACUGGAGCAAGCCUUGCAAAUGAUUGAGAAAACUGAUGGUGUUGAAGAGUCUAAUGAGAUAAACGCUCUUGAAGGGACUCUUGCGGAGGCGAUCGAUAGAAGUCCUCUCACCCUCUCCUCAAGAGCACCCCUUGAGUAUGCUGUGGAGCUAUUUGGAAAGCUGGGUAUUAGUUAUCUGGUCGUCACUGAGGAGGAUACAGCGAAGGUGCUGGGAGUUGUGUCUACGAAGCAAUUAAUCGCUUUCUUGGAUAGGUUGAAGUAG
Messenger RNA from Fusarium subglutinans, 2211 nucleotides. Its product is annotated as CLC chloride channel. The coding region runs from base 1 to 2211 and encodes 736 amino acids. Gene Ontology annotation, molecular function: voltage-gated chloride channel activity. Lineage: Eukaryota; Fungi; Ascomycota; Sordariomycetes; Hypocreales; Nectriaceae. Gene Ontology annotation, cellular component: Golgi apparatus; membrane; early endosome. The transcript has a single exon. The record is from RefSeq and is a predicted model, not a curated record. Gene Ontology annotation, biological process: chloride transport; transmembrane transport.